AUGAUGGUUGCGCCAACUGCUUUGAAGAAGAACGACGCCGGCGUUGCCGGCGUCCAGAGUAGGAUUAUUGGACUAGAUAAUAGACAAACUAUUGAAGACGACGACGAUGAUGUGUUGUUAGCAGAGGCUGACGGUGCUGCAGAUGCUGAAGAGGCCGUUGGAAGUACUAAGAAGACUGGAGCCAGCAGUGGUGUUGUGCUCGACGAAGAAGGGAAGCCUCGUUUUAGUGCCGCAAGCAAGACUGCCGACUCGAAGGUCAAGUUGGAGAGCAGAAAAGUCCCUGUACCUCCUCAUCGGAUGACCCCAUUGAGGAACAGUUGGAGCAAGAUAUACCCACCUCUUGUUGACCAUUUGAAGUUGCAGGUCCGUAUGAAUCUGAAGAGCAAAUCUGUCGAACUAAGGACCCAUCCAAAACAUACUACUGAUCCUGGUGCUCUACAGAAAGGUGCUGAUUUCAUCAAGGCUUUCACUUUAGGCUUCGACUUGGACGAUUCCAUUGCUUUGUUGAGACUGGAUGACUUGUAUAUUGAAACUUUUGAAAUUAAGGAUGUGAAAACUUUACAUGGCGAUCAUUUAUCAAGAGCUAUUGGUCGUAUUGCCGGUAAAGAUGGUAAGACAAAGUUUGCUAUUGAAAAUGCUACAAGAACCAGAAUCGUCUUGGCUGACACCAAGAUCCAUAUUUUAGGUGGUUUCACACAUAUUAGAAUGGCGAGAGAAGCUGUUGUCAGUUUAAUUCUGGGUUCUCCUCCAGGUAAAGUUUACGGUAAUCUACGUACAGUUGCUUCAAGAUUAAAGGAACGUUAUUAA
This is a messenger RNA of Tetrapisispora phaffii CBS 4417, 807 nucleotides long. It is a transcript of the gene PNO1, whose product is annotated as Pno1p. The record is from RefSeq and is a predicted model, not a curated record. Bases 1 to 807 code for a protein of 268 amino acids. Lineage: Eukaryota; Fungi; Ascomycota; Saccharomycetes; Saccharomycetales; Saccharomycetaceae. Gene Ontology annotation, molecular function: RNA binding. The transcript has a single exon. Gene Ontology annotation, cellular component: nucleolus.